UCCGCAACUUUAUCUUUAUAAAAAGGAGGGAGGAAGGGAGGAGUUAUGAAUGCGGGACCCACAGAAGCCGUGACCAUUCUACUACAACACCACACUUCCACGCCUCCACCUUCACCCCCUUCUUCGCUCAACUUCGAACUUAAAACCGCCCCUUUUCCGGUUUUAUCCGUGCACAUCUCUCAUGACCCUUAUUUCCUCUUCCUUUCACUGACUUGGUUUUCAACAACACUUAACAUUUAUUUCCUCGGGAACCAAACAGAAGAAACAAGCAGCUAUUCUGCUUGCAUUGACCUUAUGAUAGCUUCGCUCCCUUUGCACUAUGGCCGCUGCAGGUUAUGGUAAUUACAGAAAUGGCACUCACAGCAGCAGGAACUCUCUCAAUAGCACCAACAAAGUCGACAGGCCUCUCUCUUUUAACUCAAAUGCUAAGAAUUCUUCUCUUAAAUCCAAGUCCUUGAAUAGUUCCGGCCUCCGUAAAAGUGCUCCUGCUUCUCUCGGCGCUGCCACCGAAGCCGCCAAGGACGAUGCUGGAGUUCCUGGAAGAGUUAGGGUAGCUGUGAGAUUGCGGCCACGAAAUGCAGAGGAAAUGGUGGCAGAUGCUGAUUUUGCUGAUUGUGUAGAAUUACAGCCUGAGCUUAAGAGGUUGAAACUUCGGAAAAACAACUGGGACUCAGAUACCUAUGAGUUUGAUGAAGUGCUUACUGAGUUUGCAUCCCAAAAACGUGUUUACGAGGUUGUAGCAAAGCCCGUUGUAGAGAGUGUUUUGGAUGGAUAUAACGGGACAGUCAUGGCAUAUGGGCAGACUGGUACUGGUAAGACAUAUACUCUUGGACGACUUGGGGAGGAAGAUACAGCUGCUCGUGGAAUAAUGGUCCGUGCUAUGGAGGAUAUUUUAGCAGAUGUUUCUCAGGAGACAGAUUCUGUCUCAGUCUCCUAUUUGCAGUUAUAUAUGGAGACUAUACAGGACCUCCUUGAUCCUACAAAUGAUAACAUUUCUAUUGUGGAAGACCCAAAAACUGGAGAUGUUUCACUGCCAGGAGCUAGCCUAAUUGAAAUUAGGGAUCAGCGGAGUUUUGUGGAACUAUUACGGUCAGGAGAAGUGCACCGCUUUGCUGCAAAUACGAAAUUGAAUACCAAAUCUUCUCGUAGUCAUGCUAUUCUGAUGGUGCACGUGAAGAGGUCUGUUAAGGGAAGAGACUCUGCUCUUUCAAGCAACAAUGGUGACAACUCCCACAAGGUUAAAAGUCUGAAGCCUCCUGUUGUUCGGAAAGCCAAGCUUGUUGUGGUAGAUCUUGCUGGUUCAGAGCGUAUUGAUAAGUCUGGAAGUGAGGGGCAUACUCUAGAGGAGGCCAAAUCUAUUAAUCUCUCCUUGAGUGCACUAGGGAAGUGCAUUAAUGCACUGGCAGAAAAUAGUCCACAUGUCCCAGUUCGUGAUUCGAAGCUUACUAGAUUGCUUCGAGAUUCAUUUGGAGGGUCAGCAAGAACUUCUCUGGUUAUUACAAUUGGUCCUUCCCCACGCCAUCGAGGAGAGACAGCAAGCACUAUAAUGUUUGGUCAAAGGGCAAUGAAGGUGCAGAAUAUGUUGAAAUUAAAGGAAGAAUUUGAUUACAAAAGUUUGGCUAGAGUGCUAGAUAUACAAUUGGACAAACUCAUUGCAGAACAUGAAAGGCAGCAGAAAGCAUUUGAGGAGGAAAUUGAAAGAAUAGCUAUAGAAGCACAAAAUCAGAUUUCUGAAGUUGAAAGAAACUACGAAGAUGCAUUAGAGAAGGAAAGAGUAAAAUAUCAGAAAGCGUGUAUGGAUUCAAUAAAGAAACUAGAAGAGAAAUGGAUGCUGAACAAGCAAAAGCAUGUUAGCGAUGACAACAAGGUUGGACUCAAAGAUGAUAGUUCUGAUGUGACAUCUAAGGAAGAGGGUUCCCAGGUAGCUGCUAUGGAGGAAGUUGCUGAGCUAAAAAAAUUGCUUCAGAAAGAGGCACACUUAAGGAAGGCUGCUAAAGAGGAAGUUGAUAAUCUUAAAAGUCAGCUAGCUCAAUCAAAGAAGUUGGAGGCAACAGGAAAUUCUGAGGUUUUAAAGCUUCUUAAGAUGCUGGAAGAUGAGGCAUGCCAGAAAGAAAAACUUGAAGGGGAAAUAGCAAUACUACAAAGUCAGCUGUUACAAGUAAGUUUUGAGGCUGAUGAGACAAGAAGAAGACUUGAUAAGGGCGGGUCUGAGAAAAUUCUUGGGGGUCGAGAUUCUCAAAUGUCUCAACUUCAACAUCCACAGCUAAAUGAUACAGCAAAUGGGGAGAAGGCUUCAAUAGCUAAACUCUUUGAACAAGUUGGAUUGCAUAAGAUCCUGUCAUUGCUUGAAGCGGAAGAUGCUGAUGUGCGAAUUCAUGCUGUGAAAGUUGUAGCAAAUCUAGCAGCUGAAGAAACAAAUCAAGAGAAGAUUGUAGAAGCUGGUGGUCUUACGUCUCUGUUGACACUGCUAAGAAGCUCUGAGGAUGAGACCGUACAUAGAAUAGCAGCUGGUGCAAUUGCCAAUCUUGCAAUGAAUGAAACCAACCAAGAGCUCAUAAUGGCUCAAGGGGGCAUCCGUUUAUUAUCCAUGACAGCAGCCAAUGCUGAGGAUCCUCAAACACUUCGAAUGGUUGCUGGAGCCAUAGCCAAUCUUUGUGGAAAUGAUAAAUUGCAAAUGAAGCUAAGAGGUGAAGGUGGCAUCAAGGCUUUGCUAGGAAUGGUUAAGUACAGGCAUCCUGAUGUUCUUGCACAAGUUGCUCGUGGAAUAGCAAAUUUUGCAAAAUGCGAGUCGAGAGCAUCAACUCAAGUAUCAAAUGGUGCAGGAUCUAAGAAUCGAAAGUCUCUUCUGAUUGAGGAUGGUGCACUUCCAUGGAUUGUGCAGAAUGCUAACAAUGAAACCUCACAAAUCAGGCGCCAUAUAGAACUUGCACUCUGCCACUUAGCACAACAUGAAGUAAAUGCCAAAGACAUGAUUAGUGGAGGUGCACUUUUGGAACUGGUUCGCAUCUCGCGAGACUGUUCAAGGGAAGAUAUAAAGACUCUUGCAAAUCGAACCUUAACCUCAAGCUCUACUUUUCAAGCUGAAUUGAGGCGACUACGUAUAGAUUAUUGAUGAAUUUGUGGAGAUUUAGAAACGAGCACAUCUUAUCCAAAAAAAAGCGGCACAUUAGCUUAAAUUAUUUGUUUAUUAUUUUUGGACUGAAGGUUGAAUUAAUUUCAUCUGGAAUUAUUGAUCUCUCCUACUUUCAAGAGCAAGCACGAAGACUUUCUGCUGUGUUCCUGUUGAAAUUUUGUUAUUAAGAAGGGUUUGCUUGGAUUUGAGUACCCUAUAUUGGUUAGGUACAUAUAAAGCCUUAGAUUUGUUGGGUGUAUAUUAACCCUAGUGAUUCCAUUCCAGUGUAGCUUGGAGUUGUUGCACAAAUUUCUUUGUAUAUGAAUUGAAUAGGGAACACUAACAUUCUAGCAUUUCUUGUAAAGAUAAAAAAAUUAGAUUGAUGUGAGUUUUCUACGUCAUUCAGGAUUUCAGUAAUAUUUGCUUUAUUAUUAUUAUUA
This is a messenger RNA of Hevea brasiliensis (rubber tree), 3552 nucleotides long. Its product is annotated as kinesin-like protein KIN-UA. The record is from RefSeq and is a predicted model, not a curated record. Lineage: Eukaryota; Viridiplantae; Streptophyta; Magnoliopsida; Malpighiales; Euphorbiaceae. The transcript has 19 exons. Gene Ontology annotation, molecular function: plus-end-directed microtubule motor activity; microtubule binding; ATP binding. Gene Ontology annotation, biological process: microtubule-based movement. Bases 320 to 3112 code for a protein of 930 amino acids.